Acanthosepion pharaonis is the source of this 603-nucleotide messenger RNA. NCBI's taxonomy places the organism in Eukaryota, Metazoa, Mollusca, Cephalopoda, Sepiida, Sepiidae. The record is from the annotation of a GenBank genome assembly.
AUGCUCUUCUUCUUAAGAAUUAUUUUUUCUUUCCUACUAUGCAUUCUUCUUUUCUUUCAAUACCCUUUUUCUCUUCUUAAUAUUUUAUACGUCAUUAUUUAUAUUCCUUCAUUAAUUUCUUCAUUUGGUUUUCGAUUUACACUUCCUACUCUCUUUUCUGUUCUUUUCAUUAUCAUUUUAAUUCUUGCUUUAUCCCUCCUCAUCUCACUAUUCGUUUUGCAUUUUCUUUUUUCUUGGUCUUCUUUCUCUUUUCACUCUUCUUUUCAGUUUCUCACUAUUCUUCUUUUUUGUAAAUAUUUUCUCUUUUUCUUCCUCAUUUAUUAUCUAAACUUCUUCCUAUCAUCUUCUUUCUUUCAUCUCUUCCUUAUUCCCUUGUUUCUUCUGAAAAUGUAUUCCUUCUUCCCAGUUAUUACCUAUUUAUUUCUUCUUCUCAGUUAUUACCUUUUCAAUAUUCUAAUGCUCCCCUCCCCAUAUCUAACCAACCACGAAGCCUGUACACACUUCCCUUUGAUGUAUCCAUUUGGUGAAUCUGGUAUGACGAGUGUUUGUUCAAAUUUAACCAUUUCUUUCGCCUUCUUGCAUUACAGUAAUGACGGUUUCUGA